AUGGUACAUAUGCAUUCUCACACUUCAGGAGGUGCUGCCACUGCAGCAGCAGCUCUAAAAACCACUGGUCACUGUGAAGGUUGCCAGGCAUCUACCGCGCCACCUUCCAAAAGGUCGUGGAGUAAGGCCAGCUCUGCCAGUUCUGCCUCUGCGAUUUCUGCUUCUGCGAUUCGCGACGACCGAUUCGCACGGUGGCGCUUUCUCACAAGGCCUUGUAGCUGUAAGGACAGUGUGAAACUGGAAUCUUUCCAUGAGGCGCGCUUCAACUUCUUCCUAUCCAGUGUUGAAGCAGAUCCUGCAGACUUCGAGGAGUUCGUAGAUCACGAACGCAGCAAGAGAUUCCUAGAAGGAGCGCCGCCCGCGAAAUCCAGGGCCCGCGCCGAGUCCGGCGAUUUGUGUCACGCACGAACGAACACCGUGCAUCCCACCUGGAAGCCCGACAGGGGCUUGAGACCAAUGGCGCUCAUCAUCGAGUGCGAGAGCUUUGUGGUGCGUUUGUGA
Messenger RNA from Cladocopium goreaui, 501 nucleotides. Lineage: Eukaryota; Dinophyceae; Suessiales; Symbiodiniaceae. The record is from the annotation of a GenBank genome assembly.